UACUGCUAUACCGGCGUCCAGGACGCGCGCGCGCUUUUGCGACCGGUUUCGGCGCAGCAUUUUAAUUUCCCGUUGCUUUCCUCUGUUCUUUGAUUGCUUCUUAGCUGCGAACAAGCGCCAACCACUUCCUGGCUUCCAUUUAUAAGGUGCUCCUACAAGGCUACUUACAGCGAGCCCGCGGUUUCCGGCAUCAAUCCGUCUGCUUGCGCAGCACGUGAGCUCACAUAGCGUAAAAGAAGCACACAGCGUAAAAAAAAAAAGAAAUGGCCAGCAGCGCCGACCUCGAAGUCCAGUGCCUCGCCGACGCCGCGGCGUACAUUGAACGCCACGGCUGGCCGCGCUCGCGCCUGGAGGGCUGGCGGUGCGCGCCGGUGCCGCGCGUCUCGAACCCGGCGCACUGGGAUCCGUACGCGACGGUGUCCCCGCCGUCACGCCAUCGCCGCGACUCACGCACCACACAGGUAUUGGAUCAGCCCGCACGACGAGGUCGCGAGAAGCCCCAAGUACGUGCUCGCGCUGGUCGCGGACUUUGUGCAGUGCAAGGCUUGUGCGGCGCUGCGGCGGCUGCCUGGGCCAUUGUCGGGUAAAGCGGCGCCGCACUCCCUCGCGGACGACUGGAGUUGUUCACAGAAUACCUGGGACCCGGCCGUCGCCUAUUGUAACGCCCUGUGUGGAAAUCAACCAGUGUCGGUCGCGUCGAUGGCGUGGAGGUCGACGCGGCGAUUCAGGACGAACGCGCCGUAAAAUUUUGAUUUCCACACAGGUAACGCCGCUGAGGAGGACAAGGGCGCGGAGAUCAAGCCCAUGAACGCCCGGAUAAGGGCGGUUUUGGCGGGCCUGCCCCGCGAUCCGCCGCCGAUUCCGCCCGCGGCGCCGAAGAAAGUGUCGCGCUUCGCGGGGAAGAAGUCGAAGAAGGGCGGCGCCGCGCCGGAGACGCCGCAGAAGCCGGCGAAGAAGCGGGCGCCCGCGACGCCCAAGCCCAAGGCGCCCGCGGAUCCCUGCUCCAUUUGCCUCGCGCCCAUCAAGGUACGCGACGUCACGGUGUUGUCCUGCUCCCACGCCUUCCACGCGUCGUGUCUGGCGACGCUCGAGCGCCACGGCAAGGGCGUCGGCACGACGCGCCGCUCCGUCGUCGUGACGUGCCCGCUGUGCCGCAAGCGCGCGCGGGGCUCCCGCGGCGACACGCCGUUAGUUAAGUGAAUCUGUGUUACGUACAGGACGGCAGGGGCGGGGCGUAUCAG
Molecule: messenger RNA, 1241 nt
Organism: Pelagomonas calceolata
Lineage: Eukaryota; Pelagophyceae; Pelagomonadales; Pelagomonadaceae
Source: the annotation of a GenBank genome assembly